Molecule: messenger RNA, 1956 nt
Organism: Vigna umbellata (rice bean)
Lineage: Eukaryota; Viridiplantae; Streptophyta; Magnoliopsida; Fabales; Fabaceae
Product: putative leucine-rich repeat receptor-like protein kinase IMK3
Biological process (GO): protein phosphorylation
Molecular function (GO): ATP binding; protein kinase activity; protein binding
Source: RefSeq, a predicted model, not a curated record
UUUCGCCUCCAAAAUCUGAUCCUAGAUUAUAACUUCUUUAGUGGCACCAUUCCUGCUUCUUUGGGCAACUUGAGUGAACUCACAGAGAUUUCUCUCAGUCAUAACCAGCUUAGAGGACCUAUCCCAAAUGAAAUUGGAAGCCUUUAUAGACUUAAGACGGUAGAUUUUUCUAGUAAUUCAUUGAACGGAAGCUUGCCCGCCACUCUCUCUAAUGUGUCCUCUCUCACUCUCUUGAAUGUAGAGAACAACCACCUAGGUAAUCAAAUCCCAGAAGCCUUGGGCAGAUUGCACAAUCUAUCUGUUCUGGUUCUGAGCAGAAACCAAUUCAGUGGCCAUAUUCCUCAGAGUAUUGGAAACAUGUCAAAGCUUACACAGCUUGAUUUGUCAAUGAAUAAUCUCAGUGGAGAAAUUCCAGCAUCCUUUGAAGAUCUGAGUGGUCUUAAUUUCUUCAACGUUUCUCAUAACAACCUCUCUGGUCCGGUUCCAGCCCUACUUGGGCAUAAAUUUAAUUCAAGCUCAUUUGUGGGAAAUAUUCAGCUAUGUGGAUAUAGCCCUUCAACCCCAUGUCCCUCGCCAGCUCCUUUUGUUUCACCUAAAGAAAAAUCAGAAAACCAUCGACACAAUAAACUAGGCACCAAAGACAUAAUUCUCAUAGUAGCAGGAGUGCUCCUUGUUGUCCUGGUAACACUUUGCUGCAUUCUGCUAUUCUGCCUGAUCAGAAAAAGAACAGCAUCGAAUGCAGAGGGUGGCCAGGCCACAGGGAGAGCAUCUGCAUCUGCUGCCACGACAGAAAAAAGAGUCCCUCCUGUCGCAGGUGAAGCUGAAGCUGGUGGUGGUGAGGCCGGAGGUAAACUAGUCCACUUUGAUGGACCAUUGGCUUUUACAGCUGAUGAUCUCUUGUGUGCAACAGCAGAGAUAAUGGGAAAGAGUACGUAUGGAACUGUUUACAAGGCUACAUUAGAGGAUGGAAGUCAAGCUGCAGUUAAACGAUUGAGGGAAAAGAUUACGAAAGGUCAAAAAGAAUUCGAAUCUGAAGUUAGUAUUAUAGGAAGAAUUCGACACCCAAAUCUUCUGGCAUUGAGAGCCUAUUACUUGGGACCCAAAGGAGAAAAGCUUCUAGUAUUUGAUUACAUGCCUAAGGGAAGUCUUGCUUCUUUCCUACACGCUCGUGGGCCCGAAACAGCCAUUGAUUGGCCAACAAGGAUGAAAAUAGCGCAGGGAAUGGCUCGUGGCUUGUUAUACCUUCAUUCCAAUGAAAAUAUUAUUCACGGAAACCUUACGUCCAGCAAUGUGCUGCUGGAUGAGUAUACGAAUGCUAAAAUAGCUGAUUUUGGCCUUUCUCGGUUGAUGACAACUGCUGCUAAUUCUAACGUGAUUGCCACUGCUGGGGCAUUGGGAUACCGAGCACCUGAGCUCUCGAAGCUUAAGAAAGCCAACACAAAAACUGACGUAUACAGUCUUGGUGUCAUCUUGUUAGAACUCCUAACGGGGAAGCCACCUGGUGAGGCUUUGAAUGGCGUGGAUUUACCUCAGUGGGUUGCCUCCAUUGUCAAAGAGGAGUGGACAAAUGAAGUUUUCGAUGUAGAGUUGAUGAGAGAUGCUUCAACAUAUGGCGACGAAAUGCUGAACACGUUGAAGCUUGCUUUGCACUGUGUUGAUCCUUCUCCAUCAGCACGACCAGAAGUCCAGCAAGUCCUUCAGCAGCUUGAAGAGAUUAGACCGGAGAUAUCAGCCAGUUCGGGUGACGAUGGAGCCAUCCCUUCCACCAGUGAAUGAGUAUUAGGACUAACGUAGUAGAGUAGCUAGUUUAUUAUUCUUUCAUUCUUAACAUCAAUUUCUUUUUGCCUGCUAGGAAUUCUAGUGUCUGUAUAUAUAGUAGUGUGCUUAAAUCUGUAAGUGUUCUCUUUAACACUUAUUGGUUCAUUUUAAUAUAAACUAUAUCUGGUUUGCGUUAAA